This is a messenger RNA of Ostreobium quekettii, 1911 nucleotides long. NCBI's taxonomy places the organism in Eukaryota, Viridiplantae, Chlorophyta, Ulvophyceae, Bryopsidales, Ostreobiaceae. The record is from the annotation of a GenBank genome assembly.
AUGUGCCCAGACAUGUGCGCCCACACGUGUGUGCUGAGUCAGGUGCUCUUGGGCAAGAUGGAGCGCACAAGGAAGCAGGGGGCCAACAUGGUCGACGACCUGCACCGCGACCUGCACCUUGACGAGGGGCGGCAGUCCUCGCCGUCGCCGUCGUCUCCGCCGCCGUCGCCAUCCCGAGGCGACUGGACGCAGGCGGACGAGGAUGCACGGCAGGAGAGGGUACUCGGGUCCAAGGGGACUGGGCCGUCGGCGGGGUUCAGAUCGGACACGCCCUUCGAUGAAGAAGCGAAGUCCGGUCGAAAACAUCCUGUCAGGCUCAGUUUCACGGACCCCGACGAACUGGAGCCGCGCACGUCGCAGUGGGGGAAAGAGCUGACGACGCCGGACACAUGCCGACCUAGACACAGCCCCAUUGCUGUUGAUGUCAGGAAAGAGGCUGAGGAACCAGAUCCAUUUCCCAGCCACAUCCGAUCAACGCUGACGAUGGAACACAGCUCACCAAAACCUAAACCGAAGAAAACGUCAGGCCGAAAGAGUUCCAUCUUCCUCUCAGGGGGAAACGUUGUUGGCAUGCUCCUGGGUGGCAUUCGCCGUCAGAGUGGGGUCAUGGCGGACACUGCGGAGGAAGAAGAGGAUCUGUGGUUCACAUCCACAGAUGACUUCAACCCUCCUACGUUCAUGCUGGAGAAGACGAAGAGCUGCACCUCCUACUUUGUCAAAGCAUCGGCGUGCAAAAAAAACUUUGUCAUGAAGGUGUUUCAUAAACGCAACUUGGCCCCUGAAAUGGAGAACCAGCUGCAGAGAUGCAUGAGCAUUAUACGCACACUGCACCAUCCAAACAUCAUCCGAUGCUUUGGUGUCUGGGAAACGGAGGAGGACAUGUUCAUGGUUGAAGAGUACUGCUUCCACGGGGACAUGUUUGCUCAGAUGGUCACCAACAAGAAGUCUCUCACGGAGUUCUUUGUUGCAAACCAAGUCGUGAGGCCGUUGCUGGAUGCCCUAGUUUAUCUGCACAAUGUGGGCAUUGCCCACAGGGCAAUAUGGCCUGAAAACCUCAGCUUCGGUCGCGAUGGGCAGCUGCGCCUGUUGAACUUCGUCUAUGCCAUCAACGUGUGGCAGAAUAGACCAACCUCACAGUAUGGGUAUGUGGAUUACAUGGCGCCUGAAAUGCUGCGCGUGAUGGACCCUUGCAAGGAGGAUGCUGCAGCCUUUCAGAACCCCUCUGAUGUGGAGGGAGGGCAGAGGUUUGCAGAGUCCAACAGAGUGGUGUGCUACGAUGAGAAGGUGGACAUUUGGCAACUUGGUGUCCUUGUGUAUGAACUUCUGGCUGGUCGCGGCCCUUUUGAGGUUGAAGAUCCCACCUUGACGGCUGCACUCAUUUUGUGGGCAAACGUCCGCAAGUUCCCUGACAGCUUCUCAAAGGACGUCAUCAGCUUCAUACAGGAUGCGCUAGUGAAGGACCCCACUGCAAGGCCCUCUGCUGAGGACCUGGUCAACCACCCAUGGCUCGAGGCAGUAGGACAACUGGAGACCGAUCGAAGGGAAUCGCCAAUCUCAGUGACUGGACUGCUUGGUUCUCUUUGCGGACGGUUGGGCCAAAUGAUGACUGCUAUUUCUUGGAGCGUGCCACGACCGGUGGCCCCACAACGAUCGAGCAGUGAUGAAUCAGAUAGGUCCACCAAGGGCCAUGGAAAAAUCGGCGUAGUGCCAUCCGCUGAGCUCCCCACGGGUGAAGAUGACGAAGUGAAGACCAUCCUGAGCUCCUUCCCUUUGGUAGCAUCAGGGUUGGAAAGUGGCGUCCCCAGUGAAGGCAACUCACCAGUGCUGCAUUCUUUGGAAGGAGAAUCUGUGGGGGCUACGAAGAUCGCCUGGAGAGGCCCCAGCCCAGGCAUUCCCGUGGACAAGCCUUGA